This is a messenger RNA of Momordica charantia (bitter melon), 1827 nucleotides long. It is a transcript of the gene FKBP53, whose product is annotated as FK506 BINDING PROTEIN 53. The record is from RefSeq and is a predicted model, not a curated record. NCBI's taxonomy places the organism in Eukaryota, Viridiplantae, Streptophyta, Magnoliopsida, Cucurbitales, Cucurbitaceae. Gene Ontology annotation, molecular function: peptidyl-prolyl cis-trans isomerase activity.
AUAUCCGACAGUCCAGAACUUGCGUUGACAAAUUGAAGAAGGGGUUUAAGAAAGCAGGGCGGUCGUCGUCUAGGGUUUUAGAGAAAACCUUCAAUCAACUUUACUAUUACUCCCGUCUGAUCAAUGGGUUUUUGGGGCAUUGAAGUGAAACCAGGCAAAACGCACCCCUACCAUUCUGAUAAUGUGCCGGGAAAGCUCCGGAUAACUCAGGCAACUUUGGGUACUGGCUCAUCAAAAGAGAGAAGCAUCGUUCAGUGUACCGUUGGCCAUAAGAGUCCAAUUUUUUUGUGCUCUUUAAUACCAAAUAAGAUUGAAUCAUGCCCCUUAAAUCUUGAAUUUGAGGGAGAUGAUUUGGUAGCCUUCUCAGUUAUUGGCCCUCAAAGCGUCCAUCUUUCUGGUUAUUUUGUAGCCAACGAGGGGAAUUUCAUUAGGGAUGACUAUGAGUCUGAUUCUUUUGGGGAGGACAUCGCAGAAACAGAUACAGAUGAUUCAUCUGAAUAUGACACUGGAGAUGAAUAUGACGAUGAAUUCAUUGAUGACGAUGACGACGACUAUCCUGAGUUGUAUCCAACUUCGCCAGUUCCCAAAAGUGGAGUUGUAAUUGAGGAGAUAGUGGAUGAUGAAAAGUCAAAUGAUGCCAGUGGUCAAGCGAAACAAGUGAAGAAAAAUAAGUCUAGUGACUCUGAAGACGUUAGGAACUCGCAGCGUCAAAUUGUGCUGAAAAGAAAUGUUGGAAAUGCUGUUUCAGAAAGUGACGAUGAGGAUGGAUUUCCAAUUCCUACCAAAAGCAAGAGCAAACUGAAUAAUCAGAAAUUAGAAUCAGAACAGGAACGAAAAGAUCCAAGCACUGGGAAUGUGAAGGAGGCAAAAGAAAAAGAUGGCAAUGAUGCUUCUAGCUUAAAAAGAAAAGUUGAAACUGACGAGCAAGUUGAUCAUAUAGAAAGGAAAAAGAAAAAGAAGCAGAAGAAAAAGGUAAAAGGAGAAAAAGCUCCGGAAGCUGGUAAUGAUGGCAAUAUGGGGAGUGAAAAGCCACCUGAAGAAGUGAAGAGUGAAGGCGUUAAUCAGAUUUAUCAUGGAGAUGGGAAUGAUAGAAAGCUAUCUAAACAGAGGGAUGUCCCCACUCACAUGGACAUUGUGGAUGGUGAAAAUCAUAUGGAAGAGAAGCAAAAGAAGAAAAAGAAGAAAGCGAAGAAGAGCAAGGAGACUGAAGUUGGAUCAAAAUCCAAUGAGCUAACUAAAACAGGAGACGAGAGCAAAUCAACUUUGGGAUCAAAAGAGAAGGAAAAUGAAUCCAAAUCAUCUAGAGUGAGAACCUUCCCUAAUGGGUUGGUCAUUGAGGAGGUGGCAAUGGGUAAACCAGAUGGUAAAAGAGCUUCACCAGGAAAUCAGGUUAGCGUUCACUACAUUGGCAAGCUAAAGAAUGGCAAAAUAUUUGACAGUAACGUUGGAAGAGCACCAUUCAAAUUCCGUUUAGGUGUGGGACAGGUUAUAAAGGGAUGGGAUGUCGGGGUUAAUGGUAUGCGAAUUGGGGAUAAAAGAAGAUUGACAAUUCCUCCAUCAAUGGGUUAUGGAGCUGCAGGUGCGGGUGGGAAGAUUCCGCCGAAUUCGUGGCUUACUUUUGAUGUUGAAUUGGUUGGCGUUCGCUGAAUUCGACUGCUUCUGCUUCUAUAAUAUUAAGACGGUCUUCUGAUUGAAAAUUUUGUUUCUAUUCAUCACUUCUGUUGAUCCCAAUUUUGUAUUUUAUCUAAUAUCACCAAAACGUGAUUUUGGAUCAACGAGGGGAACUUUUUCAACUUACAUAUAUCUAGUUGGUUAAAUUAUGAGUUU